UAAAAACCUCCGACGGUUCUCCCGUCGCUUGGUAACACGUAGAAACAGAUGGCGCUGCAGUUGAAGUGAAUACGUUUUUAUAAGUGUUGUUCAAGAUGAGACUAUUUUGGUGACACUCUAUCAGGAAGGCAAAUAGCUCAUCUUCUUAAGGUUAGGCGUUUCUUCUGGAUUACGAUGUUCGCUAAUGGUUUCUUCGACUGAUCUGACGUUCUAUUUAGCUGGCUUGCUAGCUAGCUAGCUCCCAGACAACGCAAGACUCAGUGUCAAGCUACGGUCACUAAGCUUUAAUGUGUUCAACUUAGUUUUGCAUAAUGGGCGACGAACAUUUUAACACUACUCUUGCAUACACAAAAAGUCCCCAAACAUCCAGAAGAACUACUUUCCAGGAAGAGUUGGAAUCAGCUGUCUCUGCGAGGGCUAGUCGACAUAAACCAGCUGACAGUAACGCCUACUCUGAUGACUUUGAUGAUGAUGAAGAUGACAUACUCAGUGAGCUGCUUAAGACGAGGAAAAAGAAGAUCGACAUGUUUAAGACCAGAAGAACGAAAGCUAAGAUAAACGACUUCCAACUGUCAGAUGAUGAGGAGGAAAAUGUCAAACCCAAGAAAGUGUCCUUCAUGAAGACCAAAAGGAAAAGUUCACCUGUGCAGGACGUGCUAGCUGACUCCGGGAAAACUGACACCACUAGCAGUGCAGAAAGUCCAGGAUCUUUCCUUUCCUACAGAGGCAGUAACACUCAACAAAGUACACAAGAGCUUCCAACUCCAGAGAAAGAGCAUCAAGAUACGUUAUUUGCCUCACAGACAGAAUCACAAGCAGCAUGGAUGAGCCAGAUGGAGUUACCCCUAGGAAGGAAAAACCAAUCAGAAUCAUACACAUCUAGGAAGAGCCUGUCAGAAUCUCCCUUGCCUCUGAAUUCGGAAAAUAGCCAGUGGGAGCACCUGUCAGAGGGUUCACUAUUGGACCUUCCACUGCUCUUGUCCUCAGCAAAAGGAGAGGGUACGAUUCAAGCGGUUGUUGGAGGGAAUGGGGAGUCUCCUAUUCCACAGCCCAGAGAAAGGAGCGGCAAGCAAAUAUCCCUGAGAGGUUUAUCAGAGGAAAAGCCUCCAAGACCCAUGCCCAGGCAGAGGACAUCUCACGUGUGCAGCAGUGGCUGCGACGAAGGGGAUGGGCUAACAGCAGAAGCAUCAUGUAGUAAAGCUGUUUCCUGUUCCACAUCCAUUACCCUGUCCCCCUUGGAGACAGCAUGGGCUGCUGGAAGCAACUAUGUUCAGUGUGAAGAAGACCACCAUACAGCCAUUCAGAAGGCCAGCAUGUCCUCAUCCUCAGCACUACAGCAGGGGUCUGAGGCCAAUAACCGCUCACUGCAAGGCCCUGUAGAUUGGUUUGGAACAAAACAGGACAAUAAAGAACAUUCCAUGCCCUUUAAAGAAUAUCAGGAAGGUCCUCGUGAUAUGCCUCACCUAACAGCAAGUAGACAAAGUGAAAUUACCAUCAAUUCACAAGACAGACCUUCAAGUUCCCGCCCAGUGAGUUCCAGGAAGUCCAAGAAUGCUACCUACACUGCAAAAUCCAGAUAUUUGGGAACUUUGAAGGUUUUAGACCAGAAGACAUCUUUCGAAGAGAUCCAGCAAAAUGCUGUUGAUUCCCUGAGGGCAGCUGCCUACCAGGACUGGCUAAGGAAGAAACAGGAGAAACUACAAGAAACCCUGAGGGUGAAGAAACAAGAAGAAGAACUGAAACAAGACAAAAAGACAGAGGAUGAGACCAGCAAAAAAGUGGAAGCAGAAGCCUCAUACCUGGCCUGGAAAGAAAAGAAACAGUUGACCGUGAGGAGUAAGCUGAGAGAAAAGCAGGAGACACGGAGAAAACAGCAACAAGAAGCUGCCGAGAAAGAAGAGAAGCAGGAGACCGCAAAAAAGGUUUUUGAGAAAUGGAAACAGGAACACGACACUCUUCUGCGGGAGCAGAUCAGAAGGCAAGUGCAGGUGGAAACAAGGCUGCAGGAGAAAAACGAGAAGGAGCAAGAGGAGAGGAAAAAAGAAUGCAGCUCCUCCUUUAGCCAGUGGAGUGAAAGGAAAAAGGAAGCCAUACAAGAGAAGGCGAGGGCAGAGCGCAGGAAGCAGGUGGAGAAGGAGAUGGAGGAGAAAUAUGAGAAGGAAGAGCGAGAGAUGGCAGCCUUGGAAACGUACGAAAAAUGGCUGAGGAGAAAAGAGUUUCUACAGAAGCGAGAGAAACAAGAAAAAAAGAUCAGGGCCAUAGUUGAGGAGGAGACCCCUCCCCCAUGGAGCCCCCCCGGCAGAACCAUUCCUUUUGGUAAAUAAGCACCAUCUAAUUGACAUUGCCACCAUAUCUACAUAAUGACUGAUGCUUCAGGCUGAUAUGAAAUCACUCAACAGCAGGAGUCUGUCUGCCAGUCCAGUCGAAUUAUGGGACAAAUUUGUGGUAUCAUGGUUACACAUCUCGGCUGUUUUGCGGUAUAAUGCAACAUGCUCAUCUGUGAUGUUUUUAAUUAAAAGUCCUUAAAACAUCAGUCAGUCUGAAGUUCCUUAUCAUUACCAUGUAUAUUAAAUCACAGGUCCUCACUGUAAAUAAUCCCCAUUCAAUACUAUUUAUAAAAUGCUAAGUCACACUCCACAGAAAACAUUGGUUGUCUAGGAUGUGGCAUGAACUAUGCUGUCCGCUGAUUUAUUUUUGAUUGGUUAAUAUCCAUUUCCUUUAAUCAGUACAUCACUACUGUGAUCUGAAACAAAAAUGUACUACUCAUUACUUUUCCUUCACAUGCAUCGGUUUGUCUCUGGUUAGCUUCCCAGUCGGUCACACUGUAUGAAUGGAAUAAACUAAAUGCUGGUUGGCUGUAAAUCUGAAGUUCUUCGAUUCAAUGAAAUUAACAUUUUACGCAGUGGGGAAUGAGACCAGCCGUAGCUGGAGUUACAUCAGUGUUUCCUUUAAUAAACAAAUAUGCACCUCAUUUGUUCAAAAUGUUAAAACCUUUGUUAAAUUGCAACCGGCUAAAUGACAAAAACAUUUACAUUUACAUUUACGGUAUUUGGCAGAUGCUC
Messenger RNA from Electrophorus electricus (electric eel), 3062 nucleotides. The record is from RefSeq and is a predicted model, not a curated record. NCBI's taxonomy places the organism in Eukaryota, Metazoa, Chordata, Actinopteri, Gymnotiformes, Gymnotidae.